Molecule: messenger RNA, 1961 nt
Organism: Chenopodium quinoa (quinoa)
Lineage: Eukaryota; Viridiplantae; Streptophyta; Magnoliopsida; Caryophyllales; Amaranthaceae
Product: probable sesquiterpene synthase
Exons: 6
Coding region: 1-1587 (528 amino acids)
Biological process (GO): diterpenoid biosynthetic process
Molecular function (GO): terpene synthase activity; magnesium ion binding
Source: RefSeq, a predicted model, not a curated record
AUGACUCAACGGCGAAGAGAGGAGGAGGCGAAGGAGCUUAAAGAGGAAGUGAGGAGAAAGCUUUUUGGCAUCGCAGAAGAUCCAAAGGAAAGGCUUGUACUAAUUGAUGUUGUGGAGCAACUUGGGGUUGCAUAUCACUUUGAAGAUGAAAUUGAAGCCAACUUACAACAUUUUAACAAGACUUGUUCACAAAAUGAUGUUUCUUUUGAGGACGAUCUUCACUAUGUUUCUCUUAAAUUUCGUCUCUUGGCAACAUGGAUUUUAUUUACCACUUACAAGUACGAUUAUAUGUUUAAUGAUAAAAUAGAUCUAUUCAACAAGUUUAAGACCGAGGAUGGGAACUUCAACGACUCCUUGACAACGGAUGUAGUGAGCAUACUUAACUUGUAUGAAGCCUCAUAUCUUAGGGUCCAUGGAGAAAAGAUCCUCGACGAGGCGAUUGAAUUUACAACAACUAAGCUUAAAUCAGUGGUUGAUCAACUAAGUGAUCCCUUAGCAACUCAAGUUACUCAAGCCCUCAAGUUACCUCUCCACAAAGGUGUCACUAGGCUAUUGUCUCGACACUAUAUAUCUACAUAUGAAGCUGAUCCUUUACACGAUGAAAUUCUACUCAAAUUUGCGAAAUUAGAUUUCAAUCUGCUCCAAACGUUACACUUGAAAGAACUUCAAGACCUCUCUAGGUGGUGGAGAGACCUCAACUUUGGAACAAAAUUACCCUUUGCAAGAGAUAGAAUUGCGGAAGUAUAUUUUUGGAUGUUGGGAACUUUCUAUGAACCUCAAUAUGCAAUAGGUAGAGAAAUAUUUACGAAAUUGUAUAAGAUGACUUCGGUUAUGGAUGAUACGUAUGAUGCUUAUGGGUUCUUUGAAGAACUAAAAAUGUACACUGAGGCUGUCCAAAGGUGGGACAAAAGCAGCAUGGACCAACUUCCUGACUACAUGAAGCUUACUUAUGAGGCUCUCCUUGAUACUUUUAAUGGAUUUGAACAAGCUUUAGCCGAAGAAGGAAGAUCAGAGCUCGUUCCUUAUGUUCGAGAAUUGAUGAAAGCUCAAUGUCAAGGGUACUUUCAAGAGGCAAAGUGGUGCCACGAAAAAUAUGUUCCAACAUACGACGAAUAUCUCAAUGAUGCUGCCAUUAGAACGGCUGGCUACACCCUGAUGUCUGGGACAACUUUCUUAGGGAUGGGAGAUUUGGCAACGAAAGCAGCCUUCGAAUGGGUAAGCCAAACCCCGAAACCUGUCAAGGCUUCAUGUAUGAUUGGAAGGCUCAUAGGUGACAUGGCUAGUUAUAAGAUUGAGCGAAAAAGAGAUCAUGUAGCAUCCGUUGUAGAAUGUUACAUGAAGCAAUUUAGAGUCACAGAGGAAAUCGCCUUGGAAGAGCUUCAUAAUGUAGUGGAGGAUGCAUGGAAGGACCUAAAUGAAGAGAUGCUUAGGCCAACAACACUUCCAAGGCCAUUAAUGAAUCGAAUCCUCGACCUUUCAAGAGUCAUUGAGGUUUUCUACCGGCUUGGUGAGGAUGAUUACUCGAUUGUAAGCAAAAAUAUGCAAGAAAAAGUUCAAUUGGUUCUCAUUGAUCCUGUCAAUGUUUAAUUUAUUUAAGCUUACAGUUGCGUUGGUUUAUGUAAUAGGUCGAUCAGGUUAUGUAUGCCAAUAAGACCUUUCAAGUUAUUUUCGUUGUUGGCUUUUCUAUAGAAAAUGUUGUUUUUAUUUGUUUUCACUUGAAUUUUUAAUUUAAUUGUUUGUAAUUUUUUACAAGUCGGUGAUGCAUAUUACUUGUAUAAGUUUUUUACAAUAUUUUACCUUUUUCUUAAAUAACAUUUUACCUUUUAUUAGUAAUUUCUCAAAAUAUAAUUUUUAUUAGUAGUUUAUCUCAGAAUAUGAGUUUUAUUAGGUAGUUCUUAAAAAAAAUCCAAAAAUAAAUUAUAAACACAAAUUUUGGGUUAUUAGCUAACUUUGAAUGACCU